GAAGAAAAAACUGUGCGGUUAGUUAUUAUUUGUAAAGGCGGUUCCAGGCCCGUUUGCCCAACAUCUUCCCCGCGGAUAGCUGCUAGUGGACGACCACGACUAGGACAACAAGCCGUCAGUACCCAGGCAAUUUCCAGCGUGACAAUCAUGAGCUACAAUGAUGACUUCAAAUGUCCUCUUUGUCAUACGCGACAUUCUUUACGGCACUGCAGAUCUUUCCUCCAGCUAGCCCCCGAAGGAAAAGCUGACUUUGUGCGCAGAUCGAAGUACUGCCGUAAUUGCCUUGGUAUGGGUCACCGUAUCGCCUACUGUCCCUGGCAGACCGGGUGUCGUGUUUGUAAACUCGCCCACCAUACGCUUAUGCACCCCUUGGAUACGAGCCAAUCAUAUUGGACGAAAAUGACAGCGGAGGCAUUUCUGCACAGUCCUGGCAAAAUAGAACCUGCAGUAAAAAUCAGGGUCCUGCUCAACCCUAUGGCCCAGGAUAGCUGCAUCUAUUUAGGUCAUCCUCUGCCAAAAUACAAUCCUCAAUUUGGCCCUUUCUUCAAGGUGGUGCUGACUUCGACGAACAAUAAUGUAAGGACGUUUACAACGAUAGUAAGGGUAUGCGAGUCGGACCAUCCCAUUGAACCAUGGCACUACCUCGACGUCAGCCGUGUAUCAUUUACUUACCCGCGAAAUGUUGUAGCUGACACGCAUUUUUACCGACCUGGUCCAAUAAGCGUCGUUUUGGGGAAAGAUGCAGCUGACGGCAUAUACAUGGGACUGCCUAUCUUGGAACCAAAUAUGCCUUAUGUCCAAAACACUAUUUUGGUUGGACCUUUUUUGGAGAAAUGCCCAAGAGGUGUUAAUCAUUGUACCAUCCAGGCUGGAUUCUGGUGAAUUCCUUUUUUAUGUUAUAUUAACAUUUAUACAAACACACAAUUUAAUUAGUUUACAAGUUUGAAUUUAUUUUGUUUUUCUCCAAGUUGGGAGGAAUCCCAACGGGGGGGAGGAUGUUUAUGGGGAAACGUAAAGAGGGCAACACCAAAAAAAAAUCCCCAUAAACGUCGCCCGCUCCGCUCUUUUUUUUUGACGGCGGUCACUGAUAACGACACGACACAGGACAUUUAUUAUUUGUUCUUCUUUUGUUCUUUUUUUCGUUCGUUGGUGCAUUUUGUGUGAUCGGUCAUUGCCAGUGCAGCCGUCAGCAGAGAUAAA
Musca domestica (house fly) is the source of this 1200-nucleotide messenger RNA. RefSeq lists its product as uncharacterized. The coding region runs from base 148 to 882 and encodes 244 amino acids. The transcript has 2 exons. Lineage: Eukaryota; Metazoa; Arthropoda; Insecta; Diptera; Muscidae. The record is from RefSeq and is a predicted model, not a curated record.